Messenger RNA from Caenorhabditis sp. 36 PRJEB53466, 4798 nucleotides. NCBI's taxonomy places the organism in Eukaryota, Metazoa, Nematoda, Chromadorea, Rhabditida, Rhabditidae. The record is from the annotation of a GenBank genome assembly.
AUGUUCGAAUCAUCCGCCACCACCGCCACCUCGUCCAACAAUCCGUCCAACUCGGUCGCCUCCGUCAACUACUUCGACCUCGGCUCCUCGUCGCUCCCCCAGCACUCGACCUCGGUCAUCGUGUCCCCGCGUCCGCACCCGCAACAACAUCACCGCGACGAGAAUCCGCUGACGCCGAACUGCUACUACCCCGGCGGAUAUGGACUCAACUUCUUUUUGGGCGCCACCGACUUGCUGCAGGUAAUUUUGUGUGGCUCAAAGGAUGUCUAUAUGGUAUUUUGAAACAAGCAGGCGCCUUUUGUAAUGUUUUCGAAUCUGUCAGCUGACUCAGCUCAAGACUCUGUUUUGUUGUGAGGCCCAAUUAGCGAAUCUGGCCUAAAAUGAAUCAUUCUCCGUGCUUUCGGACGUCCAGGAACGUCUCUCAUCAUCAGUUUUACCGUUCCAGAAUAGAUUAGCUUCUGAUGUGGUGAGGAGUUGUUCAGGGACCAUCACUUAGAAAAUUAAAUUCAUUCUCUUUUCCCCGGUACUUCUUCAAGCUUACACCCUUCCCGAGAGUUCACAUUAUCCCAGUGACAGUCCCGAAUUUCCGGUACUUUUCGGUUAGAGGUUAUCCCCUGACCGUACCCUUUUUCAAGACAUUACCGCUUUGAUAUUUUGGCUCCUACCUAGGCUGAAGUACCUUACCGACCGAGCCUACCGUAUCCGCUCGUCCAUCUUCUCCUUUCUUAUCUGUCUCUAUCAAAUCAAAUCAAGCUAGGCGCGACGUGAAACAACCAUCAACACCAAUCACCGUCUUCUUCUCCUUCUUCUCCUUCUUUUUCUUCUUCUCCUCUUCCGUGCUGCACUUUUCACUUUCCCUUUCCAUAACCUUUUCUCUUUCUUCACGCUUUCCAUAUUUCACCUAUCCCCCUUUACCGUUAAACUAAGUUCCGCACUAAUUGGACGAAAAAGAAGAGACUGCAGAAGAGAGCCCCUCCAAUUAAAAGUUCUUGCUCACGAUAUCCGUCCUCAAAACGUUUCGAACUCCUCUCAUUAUUACCAGCUUCCCAUUUUCGAAAGAUAUUGUUCGGCCCCCUCCGGGAAGGGAACAAUAUUUGCGGUGGGAUUAUCCGAGAGAUGCCCGGAUCGUCCCUUUUUGAGUUGGGCCGACGCGUGUUUACACACUUCUACCGUAAUCCAUCCGCCCCACUUGUUACUUCUUCUUCUUAGGCACAAAGUGAGGGAGAGAGCAAGCACCGACCCAUUAAUCCCUUUGAAGAUUGGAUUCAAGAUCGUUUGGGCUUUCUUUGAUGAUUAGGAUAGUUUAAAAAAAGAAACGAGGUCACCAUUUCCAUGGUUAUCACCUAAUUGCUGUGGGUGUCCCAAAAAAGGAACGAAAAGAAAGAUUAUCGUUUUUGAAGUGUCAUAAAGCGUGCUGCGUCCGUGCCUCGGUCCCCUCCAUUCCAUCCUAUUCCUCUUCAGUCAAUCGUCAAUCGUCAAACAAAUACCGUACUCUCGUCCGUUUCCACAAAAGGGGCGUGACUUUCUCGCGCGCUUCUCUUCAAUUUUCUUCGCGACGCUCGCACACACACUUCAUAAUCAUCCCCGUGCUGGAAACAAGACCAUCUUACUCAUCUAUUACUAAUCUCCGUGCUCCCCAACAAGUUCCCCUGUGUUUGUGAUCCCGUCCGAUGAGUCAGAGUCAGCAGAAACGACGUGGCCGUACUUUGACGGAUAUCAGGAUGAUUUUGGAUAUGUAAGAGAGAAAAGGAAGAUCGGAAAUUCAAAGAGAAUGGGGGAUCUUGGGGGACUGCUCAAGUGAAACGUUUGAAAACUUUCAGUUCCAGCCGAGUGACGUCACCUCUCCGCUCACGCCCAACAUCAACUCACCGCUCACGCCGUCCUCGUUUUGUAAGUUUUGAUUGCGCAUCGAUCGAUUGAUGGAUUACUGUGCAGGCGGAUUCCCCGGAUUACCUGCAAACCAACUCUACAAUCGACCGUUCCCGGACUUUUACGCGGCGAGCUCGUCGACGCCUAUGGUACAGUAUAGCACGGUGAAAAGGCCGUCGACUGGAGGCAGAAAACCGAAGGAAGAGGUACGGUAGGGAGGGGUACGGUCGGAAUGGUUUAGAGCUAGUAGUCUAUCUUUUUGUUCACUCACUAUUAGUUUCGAACAUGCUCCUUUGGGCUUAAAUCAAAGCCUUCCACUGCAGUGUCCGGAGGAGCAUCCUUCCUUUUCGUAGGUUAUAGUUAUACUCUUUUUGUUAUGCGUUUGGGUCUUGCCACGAAAACUUUUAUGAGCACUUGCACUGACUGCAAUUCUUAGCUUUAGAUUCAGACGCCAAAGUGUAUGGGAACUAAUAGUAAGUCCUCGUUUGCUUUAUUCAUUUCCUAACGUUUCGUGUCGAGACCCAAAUAUAAUUGAAUAGGAAGUAAGAAUAGGUACAGUAGGAAGUGAGCGAGUGGGGGGCUGCGAAGAAAAACAAGUGUGCAGUAGUAGUGGAAACAGAAAGUGGGUGGAGAUUCGAAGAAAGAGAGAGAGAGAGAAUGUUCAUGGCAACACCCUCUCGAUAGCGAAUGACUCACACUCUUUUUUCAUUUUUGACUCACACACACACUCUCUCUCUCGCUUUUCGUGUGUUCAUCAUCAGCCAGUCAGCCAGUCUCCUCCUCAAAAGUUCUGUGAUUCAUUCGGGCACUGAGUCACUCUCUCUCUCUCUCUCUCUCUUUGGCUGACUUCUUCUUCUAUUCAUCAUCAUCAUCAUCAUCAACUCACGCCACUAUUCAAUUUCGAAAUUUCGAUUGCAGAGAGUCUAGUUGGGUAUGACGUGGCAAUACCGAAACGAGACUGCGUUCUUCGUGGUAAGCCAUCUCUAGAAGUGUCGUGUGAGAGCUCCCCCCGAAACCAUUCCGCUUCUUCUUUUUUCAUUUCUGUGGUGAUGCGACGUUGUGUGUGUGUGUGUGUCUAUACGUUCUUUGUUGUGAACUAGAAGCGAAAUUGUUUUCUUUCAAAUUCAUACAAGUCCAUAGAAGCCUUUAUUAGAAUUUGACAUAAGCGGCCAAUUUGACGGCCAAUGAGAUGACUCAUCGCCCACUUUUGCAUACAAAUUCCAAUCGUUUUGUUCCUUUCCUCUCUUCCCCAAACAUGGGCAACGGGAACGAAAUGAAGUUGAUAAGAGCGACUACUGUAGGCAUUCUGUAGUGGUUUAUGGGCGGCAUCUUCAAAAGGAUUCGGACUGCGCAUGGCUUCUUGUUAUUCAGCUGCCGAAAGAGAUAUCGAAAAGGCGUCAACUGAUAUAUUGCUCAGAAAGACAUUGUGCACAUUUUAUCAGCUGACAACGUUCUUGAUAUCUCUAGCUUGAAUACAGAAAGUGAACGUUCCAAACGGUUCUAGUCGGAGCAAGGUCCUCUUUCUGCUCUUCCCACACACCUCUCUAACGGCGCCCUUUUCCUCUCACAGGUACACUAUGCAAAGUAAAUAUGUUAGUCACCAUCACCGUCGCAAUAUAUUGUAUCCCUCCCUCCCUACCACCUCUCUCCUCGCCCGCCCUCAUUCUUUCGUUCGACACACACCUUUACAGUCUUCGAAAUGACCCAGACUGUAAAGUGCGGGGGGACAAGGUACUUGAGAGGAAGAAGAUGGGAAAAAGAUAAUCAGUUAUGCAAUCAACAGAGUCGGAAAAGACGUUCGGCGGAUUUCAGGAUAACAUGGAGGAGGAUGACGACGAUAAGAGGCAGAAGCGACGGCAGAGAAACAAGGAGGCGGCCGCGCGUUGCCGUCAGAGACGACUCGAUCUCAUGAAGGAGUUGCAGGAUGUAGGAGAAAGCCACGAGCUCCCCCAAUUCUGAGAGAAAAAUAGAGACUUUCAGCAAGUGAACGGCUACAAGAACCUGAACGACAAAAAGACGCAAGAGUGCAUCGAGAUCCGCAACAAGCUGGCGAGUCUCAAGAACUACCUGGAGCACCACGACUGCAAACUGUCGCACGACGAGCGCAUCCGUCACCUCAGCAUGAUGACGAUCCCCGCUCCGGCGCAGAUGCCGCUGCUCCACCACCAGCUCCGUGUCCACCCGCCGCGCGCCGACUCGGUCGCUCAUUCGGUGAUGUCGAACCACUCGUCCUCCUCUUCGGAACAACACUCGCCCAUCGAGGACUACAAACCGUCGAUCGACCAGUUGUUGCCGCCCAUCUCGACCAUGGUCGCCAACAAGGACCGCCAGCACAACCUGAUGCCCCCGCCGGCGCUUCCGAGCACAAGCGGCAUAUCGCAUUCGAUCAUCACCUCGAUUCCGGUGCCUCACUCGAACAACUCUCACCGAUCUGAGAAUGUGUUCGCCGAGCCGGAGCUCAAGGUUAGUUUGUGUUUCUAGAAUCAUUUCACUGUGAGCCUUUGCAGAUCCCGAAGAUCGAUAUGGAUCGUACGCUGACCGCUCUGGCCAGUGUCGAGGACUUGGAGCGUCCGUCGAUGCUCCCGAUGCUCUCGCGGAAUCCGGUGAACCAUCCGAUCACGACUCCGUCCAGAAUCUUCCGCUACAACGGAGAACACUAUCAGAAUCAGACUCCGCAGCCGCAGCAGCAGCCGCCGACGAGCGGAAGCGGCACGAGCGGAAGCGGAAGCAGCAGCGGCAGCGGCGGCCUUUUCUCGAACGGUAAGACGCCCACACUGAUUUCGUGUCGAGACCCAAUCACUUUUCAGUCGCCGGCGACUUCCUGGCCACGAACACGGGCCUCACGCCGUCCGGACAGCCGACGAUGAACUUCGUCUCGACGCCGACGCCGAUCAUGCCGCACCCGGACGCCGAUCUCCGACCUCUCUAG